Aspergillus ibericus CBS 121593 is the source of this 1401-nucleotide messenger RNA. RefSeq names its product kinase domain protein. Bases 180 to 1166 code for a protein of 328 amino acids. The record is from RefSeq and is a predicted model, not a curated record. Gene Ontology annotation, biological process: protein phosphorylation. The transcript is spliced from 2 exons. Gene Ontology annotation, molecular function: protein kinase activity; ATP binding. Lineage: Eukaryota; Fungi; Ascomycota; Eurotiomycetes; Eurotiales; Aspergillaceae.
UCAGAAGAUGAGGGCUUCCUUGCGCAAGGAACGCCGGAACCCAGCAGCCGCUCACAAACCUUGAUCUACUAUGUGAACAAUAAUAGGUGUGGAUCAAGGUGACUCUGGUUGGUACAAUCACUAUCCGUACACUUUUCAACAAUAGCCAAAUCCAGCAGGCUUCAAAGCGUCAACGCCGCAUGUUCUACCAAGAUCUCGUUAGACAAAUCGACUACGAGCCGCUCGCCCUCCUGCCGGACACCGUGACUGAGCUUAUAUUAGAAGAAGAUACUGCAGCAACGGGGCAAAGGGUGGAGAGCGGAUUAGAGGGCACCCCUAGCACGAUGAAAAUUCUCAACAAAUCCCUAAGAUACAGGAUCCGAGAAGAUCCUCUUCGGGUUGUCUAUCCUAUGUCGGACGACUUCCCAUCAUUUCGGAAAAUUAACGAUGAAGAGCUGACAAGGGAUACCGAAAUCUCGGACGGAGUAUUUCGGGUAUCCAAUAGUGGGGUACAAUAUAUCCUCAAGAUAGUUAAUCGUCCUCUCUACGAUCCCCACGACACCGACGUCCUUCGGGAGGAGCUGGAAAAUCUUGAGUACUUUGCAGGCGUGCCGAAUAUUGUGCAAGCGGCGGGGAUUGCGGUAUCUACAAACCCGUAUGCGACUUUCAGUGGUAGUGAUGGACCGCUAGUUGUGACUGUGGUUCUACUCGAGGCGUAUCCUGGAGGACCAUUGCAGCAGGUUCUGUCCGAAAACCGCAUUACUGAGUACGCUUGGAAGAAAUGGCCCGUCCAAAUUGGAACCGCGCUGAAUCGCUUUCAUGAGGCUAAGAAAACCCAUAUGGACAUGAAGCCUUCAAAUAUUGUCAUUGACAGCGACGGAAAUGCAGUAAUCAUUGACAUCAGCGGCAUUGGCGGUAUAACUCGCCGGUGGUGUGCACCAGAAAUCCAAGACGAGGCGUCUCCCUUUGACCUGCCGUUUGAACAACGUCAACUUCACGAUAAUUGGGCAUAUGGAAAAGUUCUAUCCGAAAUGGCAUCUCACGCAAAAGACGAACCAUUUUCAAAGACUUUGAAGCAAGUUGCAGAUUGUUUACUGAAGGAAAACUGCCAAUCACGCAUGAGUUUACCAAGGGCAAUAUCCCGACUCGAAGGUGCGGACAAUUGGAUAAGGUGUACGAUAUUGUAGCAAAAGGCCAUUUGGCCCUUAAUAAUCAUCCCAACCAACAUCUUCUUCAUCGAAACCACCGUCGUUUCUGUCACCUGGUCCCUCCCGCAUUGGGCUAGACUGUUCAUCACAUCCAGCAAUUCCGCCAUGGCGGGUGCCGGUCGUUGAGGCAUCUGUGGUAUUGCCAGAAGGACAGAGUGAUUUUCUCUGUUCCGCAUCCUUGCAUGGCUGCUUGAGAGUCUUGCGAUAGUGGCCG